CCACACACGCCAUCAACUCACGAGUCAUACCUGACGAGUCGUUCUUUUAUAAUUACCUUAUCUUAUCGUAACUCGGCGGCUACUCCAACUCAGUACCGACUGCUAAGUGCCAACAGUGAAGCUGAGCCAAGCGGAGCUCCCUCUCCAUCACCCAGAUUUCGAUUCUUCCGCCGGUUGAGGUUUUCGUUGCAGCCGGCGAAUCCUUUGAGGGAGUGAGAGAGAAGGGGAAUAAUCAAGUGGAAGCAGAAUGUGGAAGCUGAAGAUAGCCGAUGGAGGGAGUAAUCCGUGGCUGAGGACUACGAACGAUCAUGUAGGAAGGCAAGUCUGGGAGUUCGAUCCGAAGCUCGGAUCUCCCGAGGAGCUCGCCGAGAUUGAGCAAGUUCGUCAAGAUUUCUACAAGAAUCGGUUCCACAAGAAGCACAGCUCCGAUCUCCUCAUGCGCAAACAGUUUGCAAAGGAGAAUCCGCUGGUUAAUGUGUUGCCUCAAGUGACGGUGAAAGAGAAAGAAGAUGUUACAGAGGAGGCAGUGACCAUAACUUUAAGAAGGGCUUUGGAUAAUUACUCGACGAUCCAGGCUCAUGAUGGACACUGGCCAGGGGAUUAUGGAGGGCCUAUGUUUCUCAUGCCCGGUUUGGUAAUUACUCUGUCCGUGACAGGGGCAUUGAAUGCAGUUUUGUCAGAAGAACACAAGCGGGAGAUGCGCCGGUACCUCUAUAACCAUCAGAAUGAAGAUGGUGGGUGGGGCUUACAUAUCGAGGGACCUAGCACCAUGUUUGGAAGCGUUCUCACUUAUGUAACGUUGCGCUUGCUUGGUGAGGGAGCUAAUGAUGGAGAAGGAGCGAUGGAGAAAGGGCGUGACUGGAUCUUGAACCAUGGUGGAGCUACUGCGAUAACCUCGUGGGGGAAAAUGUGGCUUUCAGUACUUGGAGUCUUUGACUGGUCUGGCAAUAAUCCCCUGCCCCCUGAGAUAUGGCUCCUUCCUUAUAUUCUCCCAAUCCAUCCAGGAAGGAUGUGGUGUCAUUGCCGGAUGGUCUAUUUGCCUAUGUCCUAUUUGUAUGGGAAAAGGUUUGUUGGUCCCAUCACCCCAACAGUUUUAUCAUUGAGAAAGGAACUUUUCAAUGUACCGUUCCAUGAAGUUGACUGGAAUCUUGCCCGGAAUGAAUGUGCAAAGGAAGAUCUCUACUACCCACACCCUCUCAUUCAAGAUAUGCUCUGGGGGUUCCUUCACAAGUUCGUUGAACCUAUUCUGAUGACCUGGCCUGGAAAGAAGUUGAGAGAAAAGGCACUUCAGACUACAAUGGAGCACAUACACUAUGAAGAUGAAAAUACCCGUUACAUUUGCAUAGGACCUGUAAAUAAGGUAUUAAAUAUGCUCUGUUGUUGGGUGGAGGAUCCAAACUCGGAAGCUUUUAAGCUGCAUCUUCCAAGAAUACCUGAUUACCUUUGGGUUGCUGAAGAUGGAAUGAAAAUGCAGGGGUAUAAUGGAAGUCAGGCAUGGGAUACUUCAUUUGCUGUUCAAGCAAUUCUAUCAACCAAUCUUAUUGAAGAGUAUAGUUCAUCACUUAAAAAAGCACACACAUAUGUGAAAAACUCACAGGUUUUGGACGAUUGCCCUGGUGACCUUGAUUAUUGGUACAGACACAUUUCUAAAGGUGCAUGGCCUUUCUCAACUGCUGACCAUGGAUGGCCUAUCUCAGACUGCACAGCAGAGGGAUUAAAAGCUGCUCUUUUACUAUCACAAAUGCCAUCAGAGCUUGUUGGGGAACCAUUGAAAGCUCAGAGAUUUUAUGAUGCUGCAAAUGUGAUUUUGUCAUUACAGAAUGCUGAUGGUAGCUUCGCUACGUAUGAGCUCACAAGAUCCUAUAGUUGGUUGGAGUUGAUCAACCCAGCUGAAACAUUUGGUGACAUCGUUAUUGAUUACCCUUAUGUUGAAUGUACUUCAGCUGCGAUUCAAGCCUUAGUACCAUUCAAGAAACUUUAUCCUGGACAUCGGAUAGCAGAAGUGGAUGGUUGUAUCAAGAAGGCUGUUGCAUUCAUUGAAUCCAUUCAGGCUACAGAUGGCUCAUGGUAUGGUUCCUGGGCCGUUUGCUUUACGUAUGCUACAUGGUUUGGCAUAAAAGGAUUGGUUGCUGCUGGAAAGAACUUCGACAAUAGCUCUUGCAUCCGGAAAGCAUGUAACUUUCUGUUGUCCAAGCAGUGUCCUUCUGGUGGCUGGGGAGAGAGCUACCUUUCAUGUGUAAACAAGGUAUAUAGUAAUCUUGAAGGUGACAGGGGCCACGUGGUAAAUACCGGAUGGGCGAUGUUGGCUCUGAUUGCUGCUGGCCAGGCUGAGAGAGACCCAGCGCCACUGCACCGUGCAGCCAGAUUCUUGAUAAAUUCCCAAAUGGAGAAUGGAGAUUUCCCGCAGGAGGAAAUCAUGGGAGUUUUCAAUAGGAACUGUAUGAUUAGCUACUCAGCUUACAGAGACAUUUUCCCGAUUUGGGCGUUGGGAGAAUACAGAACCCGAGUCCUUCAUGCGUUGGGUUGUAGAAUGCUGACGGUAGCUUCGCUACAUAAGGUCCUAUAGUUGGAUGGAGGUAGUCUCUUUGGCUUGCAAAUACUCUAUUGCUUGCAUUUAGACCUCACUGACAGAUCAUAUAACCUGGAGCAGUUCGACGAUUGACUUGUUCUGUAAGGAUUUGUAUACCAUUGUCCUUGAUCUCUUCAUAUACCAGGUAUAUAGCAAUCUUGAAGGUGACAGAGGCCACGUUGUAAAUACUGGAUGGGCGAUGUUGGCUCUCAUCAGUUCACUGCUGGCCAGCAGGCUGAGAGAGACUCAACACCGUUGCACCGUGCAGCCAGAUUCUUGAUAAAUUCUCAAAUGGAGAACGGAGAUUUUCUGCAGGAGGUAAUGAAGCCAGUGUGAAAUGGAGGACACUGACUGAAGAACAUGCAAGAGACAGCUUUGAAAACCUUCUCUUCAGUGUAUGCCGGUUCAGAGAGCUUACUGGAACUUAUCCUCAAAAUAUAACGGGUAUUCGGUCUCCUCUUGGCAGACGCGUCAUUUUGUCAUCUCAAGAACAUGUAGUUGGGUCAACCUCUAAAGGUAACCUUGACUUCACAGUGAGAUCAGUUUCAGCUGCUAAUUGUAGACAAGGCUUUACUAGUGGCUCUCUUUUACCUGGCGCUUCUCAUGGCAAUGUUCUGACUAAAGAAUCCUUCAUCCGGUACUUUCAUAACACUCCGGUCCUAUAUAGCAGAAAAGCAGUUGAUGAGGCCUUGGGUUUAAAGACAGAAAGGAAAGGGAAGUUUAAGAGAAGGGACAAGGCACAGAUGAAACCUCCUGUUGAAGCUAAAUACGUGCCCCCUAAACUAACACAAUAUAUGAAGUCCUCUCAAGCUAAAAUGGUCGACAUAUUUGAAGGCAUGACCAUCGUUGAACUUGCCAAGCGUACUGGUGAGUCAAUCAGCACCUUACAGGAUGUUCUUCUUAAUGUUGGGGAAAAGCCCGGGUCAGAGUUUGAUCCUCUCAGCAUUGAUGUUGCGGAGCUCAUUGCUAUGGAGGUUGGGGUUAAUGUCAAGAGGCAACAUUCAUCCGAAGGCUCACAAAUCCUUCCACGACCUCCAGUUGUUACAGUCAUGGGUCAUGUUGACCACGGAAAGACAUCUCUCCUGGAUGCCCUGCGCCAAACAGCUGUGGCUGCCACUGAAGCUGGUGGAAUAACUCAGCACCUUGGUGCUUUCGUGGUAGGGAUGACUUCUGGGGCAUCAAUCACAUUUCUCGACACGCCAGGCCAUGCUGCAUUCAGUGCGAUGCGAGCAAGAGGUGCAGCAGUCACCGACAUUGUUGUUCUUGUAGUUGCUGCUGAUGAUGGGGUGAUGCCUCAAACAUUGGAAGCUGUGUCCCAUGCAAAAUUAGCCAAUGUGCCAAUUGUGGUUGCUAUCAACAAAUGUGACAAGCCAGCUGCGGACCCAGAGAGAGUCAAAGUCCAGUUGGCAUCAGAGGGUUUGCAGCUAGAGGAAAUGGGCGGUGAUGUCCAGGUAGUUGAAGUCUCCGCUGUUAAGAAAACUGGGUUGGAUGACUUGGAGGAAUGCUUGCUUCUUCAAGCAGAGUUGAUGAACCUGAAAGCUCGUGUCGAUGGUCCAGCUCAAGCUUAUGUUGUGGAGGCAAAACUCGACAAAGGUCGUGGACCACUGGCCACAGCAAUAGUGAAGGCAGGAACCUUGGUCUCUGGGCAGCACAUUGUGGUGGGGUCAGAGUGGGGGAGAAUAAGAGCUAUAAGGGAUAUGGUAGGGAAGUUGGCACAGCAGGCGACACCUGCAAUGCCAGUUGUGCUUGAAGGGCUGAAGGGGCUUCCUAUGGCUGGAGACGAUAUCGUUGUUGUGGAGUCCGAGGAGAGAGCUAGAAUGCUGAGUGCUGGUAGGAAAAAGAAGUUCGAGAAAGAUCGGCUGAGACAGAUUAUGGAGGACAGGCCUGUGGUUGAGGAACCAUCAGAAGAAGACGGGCCUGUAGCUGUAAGGGUUGAGAUGCCGAUUGUAGUGAAAGCAGAUGUUCAAGGAACUGUCCAGGCUGUCACUGAUGCUUUGAAGACUUUGAACAGUCCUCAGGUUUUCGUGAAUGUAGUCCAUGUAGGCGUAGGUCCAAUCAGUCAGUCGGAUAUCGAUCUAGCUCAGGCAUGCGGUGCGUGCAUAAUUGGAUUCAAUGUCAAAACUCCACCUGGUUCAGUCAGUCUUGCAGCAACUAAAUCCGGCAUAAAGAUAAUGCUGCAUCGAGUUAUCUACCGCCUUUUAGAGGACGUGGGCAACAUGAUAGUAGAGAAAGCUCCCGGGACUUCUGAGACUCAUGUAGCCGGAGAGGCCGAAGUCCUUAGCAUCUUCGAACUGAAGGGGAGGAGCAAAGCCGCAGGAGGAGACAUGAAGAUUGCGGGCUGCAAGGUGAUAGAUGGCCGAGUCAGCAGAGCAUCAACGAUGAGGCUCCUUAGGAGCGGUGAAGUCGUGUUCGAAGGAUGCUGCUCGUCCCUCAAACGAGAGACACAGGACGUGGAUGCAGUCGGUAAAGGGAGCGAGUGCGGAAUGAUGCUCCGUGAUUGCCAAGAUUACCGUGUUGGAGAUGUGAUCCAGUGCUUGGAGCAAGUCGUUCGGAAGCCCAAGUUCGUUUCUUCACAGAGUGGCGCUGUUCGGAUUGAAUGCUGACACACACCCUCGAGCAUUCUUCCUCCUAGUUUGCAGCCUGCAAAGAAGUUUUGAUGGAGAAGUGCUUGAGAAUUAAUCAACACACCAUAUUAUUUUUUUGUUGUUGUACAUUGCGAGAAGGGAACUUCAUUUCAUCUAGAAUAGGGAAGCAAAGGAUUCUGAAAAUUCUUUUUAGGGGACAUUCUCUGUACGCGGAUUAUGAAAGCUGGAGAACUCGUCCUGUGUUGCUCCAUGCAAUAAGCAGCAGAUGAACCACAUCCUUUUAAGUCAUGGUUCGUGAAAUUGUAAAGAAUGCAAGGUCGCGAAACUGUAUCAGAGUUUGGUAAGAAUGCAAGGUCGCGAAACUGUAUCAGAGUUUGUAC
This is a messenger RNA of Linum tenue, 5534 nucleotides long. Lineage: Eukaryota; Viridiplantae; Streptophyta; Magnoliopsida; Malpighiales; Linaceae. The record is from the annotation of a GenBank genome assembly.